AUGGCUUAAAUCUAGAUUUAAUAGGAUUAGAAAUAAUCCAUACAUAAUACUCUUAGACAACCUUAUUAGAAAAUAGGUAAUGAAAUCAGAGAAAAAGUGAUUUACGAUAUAGUUUUCCAAGAAAAUUCGAUUAAACAAGUAUUCUCUAAGUUUUAUCUUAUAGACAGCGUUAAAAUAUGGUUUGAAAUAUUCUACAGCUAAUGGUAUUGUAUAGACUUUUCAAUAACAAGGAAGAUGCAUGAAAAAGGAUAAAAGAAAUAAGAAAUAAUAUUUUAAGAGAAUCAAAAUUCUUGCCAUUAUUGAUAUCCAAACAGGUGAUGUGAAUCUCUAUUAAUAAUAAACAACAUCCAAUGUAUUGAUUCUAGAAUCAUCAACUAAAUCUCCCAAUAUUAUUAACUUCAAAUAGCAAGAUUAAUUUCAUCAUCCAUAAGAGUGCACUAAAUAAUUCAUUCAUCAAGACAUUGAAUCGAUAUCAAACAAUUUAAUCUUCUGGAUGAAAAAGAAAAUGAAAUUUGGAAAUUGCAAAAAUGAUGUUUCAUCUAAUAAUUUCAAAACUCAUAAAAAUAUAAAUAAAAGCAAAGCCAUACUCACAUAAUAAGAUGGUAAACCAUAAAUUUAAAUAAAAAAUGAAUUAAGGAACACAGAAAUUUAGAAUAAACUUAUAUCUGAAAAUAUAAAUCAUUAAAAAUAAGAAAGCUCUAAAUAAAAAGAAGAGAACAUAAAUAUACAGCAAUCUGAUUAAUUUAAGGAGUAAAUCUUAGAAAAUUAUGGUAAUGAAUAGGCUAUUAUUAAUUUGGAAAAAAAAAAUUAAAUAUAAUAAUAGUUAGAUAAUAUCCUUAAAUUAUGGAAAUAGUAAAUAUUUUUCAUGUCAUAAAAAUGA
Molecule: messenger RNA, 880 nt
Organism: Paramecium primaurelia
Lineage: Eukaryota; Ciliophora; Oligohymenophorea; Peniculida; Parameciidae
Source: the annotation of a GenBank genome assembly